Episyrphus balteatus (marmalade hoverfly) is the source of this 1047-nucleotide messenger RNA. RefSeq lists its product as uncharacterized. Lineage: Eukaryota; Metazoa; Arthropoda; Insecta; Diptera; Syrphidae. Gene Ontology annotation, molecular function: protein-macromolecule adaptor activity. Bases 529 to 1014 code for a protein of 161 amino acids. The transcript has 5 exons. The record is from RefSeq and is a predicted model, not a curated record. Gene Ontology annotation, cellular component: endoplasmic reticulum; membrane.
AAAAAAAAAAAAAACAAAUUUUGAAAUAACGGUGACAUUAGCGAAACUCAUGUGGAACUAGGAAAUGUAUCAGAAUUACGAUUUUUGCAAAAGAUGCUUGUUAUAUACUGGAACCUACAUGGCGUUCUGACGCCAGAAUGCACCAACUCAUUUGCCAAAUAUGGUCAAAGGAAAACAUGCCCGCAGAAUGGAAUCUGAGGAUUGUUCAGUUUUGGGAUACCUGUCAAGCUUAUUGGCCUGAACCAGAGGCACCAUCAUGGUUAAGUCAAAGUCUUCAAGUUCUUCGUAAUCUGUAUGUACAUAUCGUAGGCGUAAAGCAAAAUUGUUCUAAGUACAUAGGAUUUCUUAAGGACUUAGAACAAUUUUGCUUUUCGCUGACGGUACAUUCCUCAGGAGUUUUGAAGUGUGGUUCGCUGUUUUUUUUAGCAGCAGAGGAGGUUGAAGGUUGUUCCUCCUUAAUCACAGAUCUUUUUUGUCGUCGCAAAUGGAAAACAUUGAACUGUGCCUGGAAGAAAUCAAUUUUUAAUUAUGCAAAGCAGAGUUUUAUAUGCUUUUAGAGGAUGGAUUGCAUUCGUGGCUUUUAUGGACUUUGGAACAGCUUUUCGGUGCUAUGUCGAGAAAAGGAGUUUUUUAUCCCAAAAUACAGAAAUUGACAAUAUUGAAACGGAUUAUACAAUUUCUCGUUUAGUUGGAAUGUACUGCAUAUUGAAAGCAAUUGCUCUGGUACAUUGCACACUAUUUAUUCAUCAUAAACCGAUUGUUAUGAUUGGACGCUGCUCAAUAGUAUUAACAAUGAUAUUGUACUCGACAGAAGCAUUAUAUUAUAGGUCAACAACAAUCAAUUUUUAUGUUCUCUUUCCCUUUUCAUUAAAUUUUAUUACACUAGUUGGAUUAUUUUACAUACCCAGACGAUUAAGGCUUUGGGAUCCUUUUAAUACUAAAGACGAUGAAAACAAUCUUCUGAUUAAACAAAUGGUAACAUUUAAAAGAAGAAAAAUUCGAAAAUUAUCAUAGUACUUAAAUUGAUAAAUAAAUAUUAUGAAUGAA